Pipistrellus kuhlii (Kuhl's pipistrelle) is the source of this 1450-nucleotide messenger RNA. It is a transcript of the gene UPK1B, whose product is annotated as uroplakin 1B. Lineage: Eukaryota; Metazoa; Chordata; Mammalia; Chiroptera; Vespertilionidae. The coding region runs from base 296 to 1078 and encodes 260 amino acids. The transcript is spliced from 9 exons. Gene Ontology annotation, cellular component: membrane. The record is from RefSeq and is a predicted model, not a curated record.
ACAGACCAUCCUUCCCUGGUCCUGAAGGUUCAAAGAAUUGCUGUUGGGUUUUAAAGCGCCUCCGGCCAGCUGGGCUUGCAGACUGGGCCAGCACAGCACCCGGAGGAAGAGGCAGCGAGGGCGGCGAGGGCACCUCCCCCCAGGAACCAAAUGCCAACUCUGGUCAGCCCUUUGGGUUUCAUCCCAAGGCCCCUCCGUGAGCCUCUGCCCCAUCCCGUCACCGCCACCUCAGGCCUGCUUUUGCUGACUUGUGGGACCUCAGUUCAUCACUCAGAACUUGGGAGAAAUCCUGAAGAUGGCCAAAGACGACUCCACCAUUCGUUGCUUUCAGGGCCUGCUGAUUUUUGGAAAUGUGAUUUUUGGUAUGUGUGGCAUCGCACUGACCGCCGAGUGCAUCUUCUUUGUAUCCGACCAACACAGCCUCUACCCACUGCUUGAAGCCACUGACAACGAUGACAUCUACGGGGCAGCCUGGAUCGGCAUGUUCGUUGGCAUCUGCCUCUUCUGCCUGUCCGUGCUGGGCAUCGUAGGCAUCGCAAAGUCUAGCAGGAAACUUCUCCUAGCGUAUUUCAUUAUGAUGUUUAUCGUCUAUGGCUUUGAAGUGGCAUCUUGUAUCACAGCAGCAACACAACGCGACUUUUUCACACCAAACCUCUUCCUGAAGCAGAUGCUGGAGAGGUACCAAAACAACAGCCCUCCAAACAACGAUGACCAGUGGAAAAACAAAGGAGUCACCCGAACCUGGGACAGGCUUAUGCUCCAGGAUGGUUGCUGUGGUGUGAACGGCCCAUCAGACUGGCAGAAAUACACAUCUGCCUUCCGGACGGAGAAUAACGAUGCGGACUAUCCCUGGCCUCGCCAGUGCUGUGUCAUGAACAAGCUGAAAGAACCUCUCAACGUGGAUGCCUGCAAACUAGGCGUGCCUGGUUAUUAUCACAGCCAGGGCUGCUAUGAACUAAUCUCUGGACCAAUGAACCGACAUGCCUGGGGGGUUGCCUGGUUUGGAUUUGCCAUUCUCUGCUGGACUUUUUGGGUUCUUCUGGGUACCAUGUUCUACUGGAGCAGGAUUGAAUAUUAAGAAUACAGUGUCACCACAGUCCCACCUCUCCCACGGACUCUGGAUUCGGUGCUGGAACUGUACUCUCUCCUAAUAUUCCAUGUGUGCCCACAGGAACCUGUGUUCUCCCUCAAGCUGCUGAGUCAGUGGGUACGGAGUCCUUUAGGCUCUCUGGCUCCUGGAAUUCUUUCCACCUGCAUUUUCACCCUAGGAUUCUGCAACAUUUUUAUGGACUGAAAGAGAGGGAGGAUUUGGAAAGUAGGUAAUAAUGUCUCUCAUCCCUGUUUAGUUUUCAUUUGGGGGUGUAAAGACAUUCACAGGAACCUGUGCUAUCCCAGCCAGCCAAGUCCGUGUGUAGACAGCAAAUCUGCCUGUAUUUCUCCCUGCUUUCUA